Messenger RNA from Contarinia nasturtii (swede midge), 4300 nucleotides. RefSeq lists its product as uncharacterized. The record is from RefSeq and is a predicted model, not a curated record. NCBI's taxonomy places the organism in Eukaryota, Metazoa, Arthropoda, Insecta, Diptera, Cecidomyiidae. Gene Ontology annotation, biological process: regulation of transcription by RNA polymerase II. Gene Ontology annotation, molecular function: transcription cis-regulatory region binding; DNA-binding transcription factor activity, RNA polymerase II-specific. Bases 494 to 2437 code for a protein of 647 amino acids. The transcript is spliced from 3 exons.
AGCUCGGUACAGUUGAGUUUUUGUAUGGAGAGAGUGUAGUGCGUAUUUGUGAGCCCUCUAUACGAAUAUCCAUUCGGUCAGCACAGAGAAUAUAUAUUAAUAUAACACAAUUGAAUCGUAUUCGACAACGACGAGCGCUGAAAAUUGAAAACCACUAGUUUAGCUACAAAUUCAAUUCAAAUACCAAUUUUUUUACCACGUCGAGUUUUUUUUUAAAGCACAAAAUAUCAUUUUCUUUUGAUAACACCUUUUUUUAAACUACAAACGACCGUCAUCGCAUUCGAACGUAUCGUUCGAAUCACAUCAAUAUUUCGUCCACAUUUUUUUUAAAAAUAUCCACAGAUUUUUUUCGCGGGAAAAUUUUCUAAAUAACAUUAAAACACAAUAAUUUAAUCGAAAACAUUUCGAGAUAAAAAGAAAAAUAAUAAUACAUAAAACAUAAAAUAACCAGUGUGAAAUAUUACAGUGUGAAGAAAAGCAAUCAAUUUGAAUCAUGUUUGAAUUUGAAGAUAAUUUAAGUACCGGUUUUCAUGAUGUGUUUCUCUCCAAGUAUAGUGAUUCUUCAUGUCCAAUUCUGGACCUUUACAUUUCGGAUUCAAUGCAGGAUAUGCUCGACAUUGAUAUUCGAACUGAAGUAGCGACAGUGGUUGGUGGUGCGAGUGAGUUUUCAUCGUUGAUGAGUGAAUUGCCAACACUUGAUUUGGAAACAUCGAAUGAUGGCGAUGCACCGUGGUUGGGUGGCCCAAAAUGGUCAUCAACAUCAUCAUCACAUGACAUGUAUGCGGAUGUUGGAGCCUGUGUAAAUCCAAAUUCGGUAAUGCCAGUCAUAAACAAUAUAUCAGCUGGUUUAUCAUCGCGAACACUUACAACGGAUGUGCUUAAUUCACCGAAUAAAUCACAACUGGAUCUCAAUACGAACACGUUCAAGCGAAGCAGCUCACCGUUGCCCAGUCCGAAGGAGAAGAAGAGCCAUUUAACAUUUUCGCCGAACAUAAUUAAAGUGCCGGUGGUGCAAGAAAACAAGAAGCAAUCGCUAUUGUGUCAGGCACAACGCACCAGUGUCGAGGCUAUUAAAAAAGAUCUCAGCAGUGAAAUUAUGAAGGAUGAAAAAAUCUUUACGCAAUUCAAACCGACCAUUACAUCGGGAACGCCAUCAACGCCGGCCAAUACAAUCAAAUUGGCACCGGGCAUUGGCGGCCUAACAUUUGCAAAUAGUCUUGCAUUUACCAAGUUGAAAAAUAAUAGCAAUGCAAAAAUUGUCACCACCAAUGGCAAUGUGAUUACAACCGCUCAUCAGCUCAAAAACCAACAAAUCCAUCGAUCGUCUAGUCCAAAUGUUCAUUCAUCCAACAAUAAUAUAACGAUCAUUAAUAACAACAACAAUGAAAACAAUACGUUCCAACGAAAAAUCAUUGCUAGUGAUGACACAAAAAUCACAUCCGACGGAUUUAAAUUUGUUGUGCAAAAUGGCAAAGGCACCAUAAUUGCAACAACAUCCCAUCCAAAUGCAAUGACAACAUCGGUGAAUACAACGACAUUUUCCACCAUGCAACAGCAUGCUAUUGCAAAUGGCACGGCUCUAAAGCCACAACCGCUUAAAAUGAAAGUGGUCGGACCCGAAUUCCCGAAACCAGCAUACUCAUAUUCAUGCUUGAUUGCGAUGGCAUUGAAAAAUUCAAGAGCCGGAUCGUUGCCCGUAUCGGAAAUCUACAGUUUCAUGUGCGAACAUUUUCCGUACUUUAAGACAGCGCCAAAUGGUUGGAAAAAUAGCGUACGACACAAUUUAUCGUUGAACAAAUGUUUUGAAAAAAUUGAAAAGCCAGCCACAAAUGGUGGCCAACGCAAAGGAUGCUUGUGGGCAAUGAAUCCAUCGAAAAUUGCAAAAAUGGACGAAGAAGUUCAAAAAUGGUCACGCAAAGAUCCGAUGGCCAUACGUAAGGCCAUGGUUAUUCCAGAGAAUUUGCCGGCUUUGGAACGUGGCGAAAUGAAACAUGGAAGCUUGAAUGAUAGUGACGUUGAACCAGACGACACCGAAGAUUCGGAACCAGAAAAUGAACUGGACGAGUCCAUCAUUAACAACAUUGUACCUGAAGUCGACUCAUGCGACGAAGAAAACAGUCAAACCGAAUACGAUGUUGAUGUAUCCGAUAUGUUUGACGAGGUUGACAUUGAAGAUUCGAAAUCCAUUCAAUUUGCAUUGAACGCUGAAAAUGGUCAAACCGAAUUCUUCGAAAGUGAAGUACAACCGUCGGCCAAACGGGCCCGACUUGAUAUCAACUGUUCAAUCGCACCAGCACGAACAUUCAGCAUUGCAAACAAUGUAAAUGGUACUACACAACUGAUCCAAAAGACGUCAUACGCUGGCCCAAUGCAACAUCAACUAUUGCAACAGCAACAAAAUCGACGAAAGGUUAUGUUGGUCAACCGAACAGCGUAAAUAUGCUCUGCAAUGACAUAUGUGAGGGAUAAUUUACAUAAAACGCAUUGUAAAAACAAAAAACAAUUUAUUUGAUUCUACUUAAGUUAAGAUUUAUUGUGAUUUUGGUCUUGGCUUUGUGCAUUCGACGCAAUGGAAAUGGAUGCGAAUCGAUGCACCAAGAUGAGACCUUUACUUUUUGGUGAAAUUCUGUAAAAAUCAUGUUUUUUAUGAUUUCAUUCUAAUACACCUAACAAACCACAAUAUGAAUACAGUUCAAAUUCAAUUUUUUCUAUGAACUUUUUUUUUAUUAUGUUUAGUUUAAAAAUUAUUAUUUCUUUUUUAAUUUUUAGUUUUUUUAUUUUUCAUUUCCAUACAAACACACACACACACACAUUAUAUCCACGAAAUAAUCCAAUUUUGUAUUAAAAUUUAAGAUUUAGGAUAUGUUUUCGUACGACUUAGUUUCAUUUCUGUAAAUGCAUUUAGUUCUUUUUUUUUGAAUAUAUUUUUUUUUGUAAAUUGAACUCAUUCAGUUACGGGCUAAUGUGAAGAGAAUACACAUUGAAAUUGUAAUAAUGCGCAAUAUCAUCUGGCAUAAUUGAAUUUCCAAACAAAAGAAAAAGAGAACCGAAUGAAAGGGAAACAGGAAACAAUGAAAAAUUAUGAAAUGAAGAAGAUUAGAUGUUAAUGAACAUUUCUAUUUUGUCAUAAAAUAUAGUAUUUUUUGUACGUUAAAGUGAAAUAACCUAAAUAUCUGUUUGUGUAAAGUUCACAAAAAAACCAACAAAAUGAAGAAGAAAACCUUCAAUUGAAUAAGUUCAUUCAUUUUUUUUUUAAUAAAAUAAUAUUGUAUUUCCCUCUGAUUGAAAAGAUUUAUUCAAAUAAAAUGAAACAUUUAGAAAAGGAAAAUCUGUGAAAAUAGUUUUGAAACGAACAAUUCAUUCAACGAAAAAAAUAGGCAAAUCUUUUUUGUUUUUCUUAAAAAAAUGAAGUUUUUUGCCAAGAUUUUGAAGUUUUGAUAUUAAAUGUGAAAUAAUUUUAUGUGACGCAGUUUGUGUUCGAUUUACUAAUAUUUGAUUUUCAAAACUUCCGACUCUUGCUUGUUUUAAAUCUUUUUUUUUUGUUUCACACCAUAAAAUGGUCAUCUACUACUACUGCCAGCAACUCAGAAAGAACGAUAGCACAACAUAUUUAUUUCUUCAGCGUUUAAAUAUUUGUAGUGCAUCAAUCCAAGUUGCACAGUUAAUUAAGUCGAAAUAUCAAUCCAAUAGCAUUUAUAUAGAAAAAAAUCAAUUCGGUUGAAUAUAGGAAACAUUUAGUAUCGAUUCUUAUUAACCCCAUUCAUUGGAAAAAUUCGAAAUACAAGUCGUUGUCCCAUAAAGACACGCUCAUCGAAAUUAGUAACAUUCUUUUUUCAUUCGAAAAAAAAAUUAAACAUAGCUUCAAUUAAACCAAUUUUCUUUAUGAAAAAAUCGUAGUUUUUACUUAAUAAAUUCGACAUAUUGAAAAAAAUAGAAAAAAAAAAUUCAAAUACGUUUGUAUGAACAAAAUUUUCGAUCUCGAUCAAUUUUGGAAUAAAUAUAUGUAAAAGUAAAUCCAAACCAUGCAAUCAUACAACAAUUACAUGGGCUCAUCAUAUAAAAUCACAUUACUCAAACCUUAGUAUUACUUAAACAUGUUUUUAUAUGGAAGCAUAAUGUCAAAUUAAAAGUUUAUUAUAUUAUUAUAAAAACUAGUCAUACUGAAUUGCCGUUUUUUUUAAAUGAAAGAAAAUAUAACUGACUUAAUACCGAAAUUCAAAUUGUCAAAAACAUAGCGAGGAAAAAAUGUCCACUUCCAUCACUAAAUCAGGAAAAAUAAAAUAAAACAUUAUAUUUGCCA